Molecule: messenger RNA, 2303 nt
Organism: Brassicogethes aeneus
Lineage: Eukaryota; Metazoa; Arthropoda; Insecta; Coleoptera; Nitidulidae
Source: the annotation of a GenBank genome assembly
AUACGUUUCUUAUAAAAUAAAAAUAACCAAUAGAACAUGUAUUUUUAAACUAAAAUAUUAAAGUUUAGUGAUAUAUUUGCGAAAUGGCGAUGACUUUUUGUGGAAAACGAUUGCUCCUAACAAAAAACUCAAUAUUUACAACUCUCAGGAAGCAACAUGGAUUUAUAGUAUUAGUUCCAGAAAUAGGAGAGGACUCACCCGAAAAAAAUCCUCUUCAUCACGAUGGACUUCCAGAAUUCAGUAAUAUUUCAAUUGAAUAUUGUCAGGCAGCUAUUGCUAAACAAACAUUGGAAUUUGAAGCAAGUGUCAAAAGUAUAGAGAAGAAAAUUGAGAACAAUGAAUGUAAGGAUGUGUUUAACGAUGUAUUUAAGCCGUUAGAGCAGGUAGGAGCUCCAUUGGAUAUGACAUGGGGGUUAUCAAAAACUUUAUAUUUGGGGAAUAGUUCUAAAAUGCCCACUAAAAGUUACUUAGGUAUUCACGAUCGUGCACGUAGAGCUAGAACUUCCAAGUAUAAUAGUGUGCCUAUAUACAAUGUUGCGAAAAAUGAAUUAGAAAUGGAUGAUGCUCAACAUUCUAAAGAAGAAAAAAGAUUGUUACAGAAAUUUGUUUUGGAAGGAAAACUAAAUGGUAUGGAGUUGGAUAGUAAGCAGAAAGAGUUACUUAUUUAUAGUUUGAGGAAAAUAGCCGUUGAAAAAGCCAAUUUUAGACAAAAAAUAGAUAUAGCUAAUAAGCAGUUUUCUCAUGUUAUUGAUGAUAGUAAAAUUGUAAGGGAUUUUCCACCAGAAACUUUGAAGGCCACUGCUCCUGAUCCGAAUAAACCUUUAAAUGGUCCAUGGAAGUUAUCUCUUCAACCACAUGUUUAUUUAUCGGUGAUGGAACAUUGUCCUGUAAGAGAAAUACGUUGGAAUCUUUGGCAAGCAAUGGUGAGCAGAGGUUCAAAUUACAUUAGCAGAGAACUAUCAACUAGUAUUCAUUUAGAAGAAAUAAGGUUUAUUAGAAGGGAUAUAGCAAAAAUAUUGGGCUAUGAAACUUUUGUGGACAUGUCGAUGGAAACCAAAAUGGCAGGCAGUUUGUCUACAGUUCAAAACAUGUUUAAUGUCUUGUUGGAACAAGCACUUCCAGCUCAAGAAGAAGAAAUCAACAAUCUGUACAAAUUUGCAACUGACAGGGGUUUUAGGUCGGAGAGAAUAGAACUGUGGGAUGUGCCUUAUUGGAGAAGGAAGCAAAAGAAAACACUGUUUGGCUAUGAUGAUGAAGUAAUCAAGGAAUAUUUACCUUUGAACAAAGUUCUGGAUGGUUUAUUCCAACUUUGUGAAAAGUUGUUCAACAUAGUUAUAAAGCAGAGAAGUAAUGUGUCUGUCUGGCACAAAGAUGUUAAGUAUUAUGACAUAUUUGAGCCUCACAGUAGUGCUCCAGUAGCCGGUUUUUACUUGGACCCAUAUGCAAGAUCUGAUGAAAAAAUUAGGACGCAAAAUAAUGGCUGGAUGGUUGCAAUACAAAAUAAUAGCAGUAUUGCAGACACUAAGCCCUUAUCAGCACUGGUUUUUAACUUUGAGCCACCAACUGCCAAACACCCAUCCCACUUGACGUUUACAGAAGUAAAGGCAUUGUUCCAAAGGUUUGGUCAUGCCAUGCAGCAUCUGCUAACCAGAGCUGUGUACUCUGAAGUGGCAGGCCUCAGUAAUGUUGAAUGGGAUGCAGUUGAAAUCAGCGGACACGUUUUGACCCACUGGUUAAACAAAAAAGAAAUUAUCGAUAGCAUAACUUGUCACAGAGACAGUGAAGAUAAAUUGCCGACCACCCUGUUUAACGCAUUAAUGAGCAACCAAAAGCACAUGGCAGGUUUGGAUUUAUCCAGAGAACUCUAUCUAUCAGCUCUGGAUCUUGAAAUCCAUUCCACUAAAGAUUUUUGGCUGGACAUUGUGAAGAGAUUAUGGCCGCAAUACCGCCUAUUUCCCUUGGACAAAUACGACUCGCACCCAUGUUCCUUCACGCAGAUUUUCUGCGACGAGUGGGGGGCGGCCUACUACUCAAACUUGUGGUCGAGAAUGAUCGCAGCAGAUGUGUACAGUGCUUUCCACGAGGUGCAAAACGACGAGCAAAAGUUAAAAGACGUCGGCAAACGAUUCAGGGACACAUUCUUGGCAUUGGGUGGCAGUUCUCAUCCCAGUCAGAUAUUCAGGAACUUUAGAGGAAGAGACCCCUCACCCAAAGCUCUUUUAAGAUCGAUAGGAUUAAAGAAAUCAAAAUGUUAAUUUUUUGUUUAAUUAAUUGUAGGUUUUAAUAAAUUAUAAUUUGUUUUA